Psylliodes chrysocephalus is the source of this 1407-nucleotide messenger RNA. The record is from the annotation of a GenBank genome assembly. NCBI's taxonomy places the organism in Eukaryota, Metazoa, Arthropoda, Insecta, Coleoptera, Chrysomelidae.
AUGUCGACGACGACUACGUUCGUCGAUAGGAUUGAUCCUUUUGCCAAAAGAUCGCUCAAAAAGAAGACCAAAAAAUCGCAGGGGAGUUCCAGAUAUCGAAACUCUCAAGAUGUCGAACUUCAACCAUUGCCUCUUCUCAAAGAUGUACCAGCAUCAGAACAAGAAGAACUAUUCAUUCGGAAACUUAGACAAUGCUGUGUUGCAUUUGAUUUCAUGGAUCCCGUUGCCGAUUUGAAAGGAAAAGAAGUCAAAAGAUGCACUCUAAACGAACUCGUGGAUUACAUAACUGGAGGGAGAGGCGUCCUUACUGAACCCGUUUAUCCAGAGAUUAUUAAAAUGAUAUCCGCAAACUUAUUUAGAACUUUGCCGCCGAGCGAAAAUCCGGAUUUCGAUCCGGAAGAGGACGAUCCCACUUUGGAGGCGAGCUGGCCUCACCUCCAACUGGUUUACGAAUUUUUCCUGAGAUUUUUGGAAAGCUCGGACUUUCAACCGACAAUAGGGAAACGCGUUAUCGAUCAGAAAUUCGUAUUGCAACUGUUAGAAUUGUUCGAUUCCGAGGAUCCUAGGGAGCGCGAUUUCUUGAAGACAGUAUUGCAUCGUAUCUAUGGAAAAUUUCUCGGUCUCCGGGCCUUCAUUCGAAAACAAAUUAAUAAUAUAUUUUUGAGGUUUGUGUAUGAGACUGAACACUUCAACGGCGUCGGUGAGCUUUUAGAAAUCUUAGGUUCCAUAAUCAAUGGGUUCGCGUUACCACUUAAGGCUGAACAUAAGCAGUUCCUGGUGAAGGUGCUGAUACCUUUGCAUAAGGUUAAGUGCUUGUCUCUGUAUCACGCGCAGCUCGCUUACUGUGUAGUACAGUUCUUAGAGAAGGAUCCGACUUUGACGGAACCGGUAGUGAGAGGUCUUCUCAAAUAUUGGCCCAAGACGUGCAGUCAGAAGGAGGUGAUGUUUUUGGGCGAGAUCGAAGAGGUUCUGGAUGUUAUUGAGCCGUCGCAGUUUUUGCGCAUCCAAGAACCGUUAUUUAGGCAAAUUUCCAAGUGUGUUUCCAGUCCACACUUCCAGGUGGCAGAGCGGGCUUUGUACUUCUGGAACAACGAGUAUAUUAUGUCGCUGAUGGAAGAAAACAAUCACGUUAUCAUGCCAAUUAUGUUCCCGGCAUUGUACCGCAUCUCCAAAGAGCACUGGAAUCAGACUAUAGUGGCCCUUGUAUACAAUGUCCUCAAAACGUUCAUGGAAAUGAAUUCCAAGCUGUUUGAUGAACUUACAGUCAGUUACAAAGCUGAAAGACAAAAGGAAAAGAAACGGGAAAAGGAGCGAGACGAAUUGUGGAAGAAACUAGCCGAACUCGAGAUAUCCCAUAACAAGAGUACAUCUGCACAACAUAAUAAUAGCCCAUCCAGCAAAAAGUGA